AUGUCGUGCCAAUCAAAGCAGAAAGGCAAUCUCAAAUCUGGCACAACCACCAUCGGUGAUAACAACUCCAUCGCGCGUUGCAAACUCAAAAACUGCGAAGUCACAGGAUCUUGGCUAAAAGGCUGCACUUUCGAAGAUUGCUUACUCUCUCAAGUUCGCAUUGCGCGAAGGACCACAGCUACCAAAUCAUAUUUCCACGAUGUCCACGCUGUUAAAAGCAGUGAUAUCUCCGAAAGCACGAUGCGCGACGGAAGCGCUGCAAAGCGCUGCACCAUGGUCGCAUCCACAAUCAAAGAUGCAUCUAAAGUGAAUCGGAGCACCUUGGCCAAUUGCACCAUUUCAAAGGGCGACCUAUGGAGGUCAACGUUGAAAGAUUGCAACGUCGAGGAAUGCGUGAUAUACCGCUCAAAUUUUGAAGGGUUGACUUUGAAGUAUGGAGUCUGGAAACGGGGAAAAUUAGUAUCAAGAGUGGCCGAUCGUGUGCCAAUCGCAAUACGAAAGGAUGGAUCUAUGAUAACGUUUCCUCUCCAAUCUGUAAGCGGCUAUCCUCCUCAUUCAAAUCUGACUACGCAGCCUCGAAGUCAUGAUGAUGAAAACAGAGCUCUUAGUGAUGAUUCGGAUGGGACUUUUGAUGAGAAUUAUUCGGAUACGGAGAAAGAUCUACCCCCACCAUACGAGGUUUGA
Penicillium angulare is the source of this 684-nucleotide messenger RNA. RefSeq lists its product as uncharacterized. The record is from RefSeq and is a predicted model, not a curated record. Lineage: Eukaryota; Fungi; Ascomycota; Eurotiomycetes; Eurotiales; Aspergillaceae. Bases 1 to 684 code for a protein of 227 amino acids. The transcript is spliced from 2 exons.